Molecule: messenger RNA, 5215 nt
Organism: Liolophura sinensis
Lineage: Eukaryota; Metazoa; Mollusca; Polyplacophora; Chitonida; Chitonidae
Product: spartin-like
Exons: 7
Coding region: 187-1881 (564 amino acids)
Biological process (GO): negative regulation of BMP signaling pathway; cell division
Cellular component (GO): plasma membrane
Source: RefSeq, a predicted model, not a curated record
CACAAACAUGGGGAUAGUAUGGCCUGACGAGUGACUCGUCAGCUAAACCUAGAUGAGUAUUCGGUUAUUGUACUUAACCUGUGUUUACGUGAAGACACGUGUGAUUCUGAGGCACUUAUCUUAUCUGUGAAUCCUAUCGUAACUAACGUAUCCUUCCAGAGGGUGAUUGUUGUACUGCCCCAGAAAAUGGAGUGUCAGGAAGAGCGGUCACGCCCCCCUCGUCCUCCCCCACCCACAGUGUCUGCAGACAGCCAGUCCGCUGUCAGAAGUGACACUUACUCCAGACUUAAACGCAUCCAUGAUGAAGCUUAUGAACACAUUGACCGAGGGCUGUCAUUGGAUGAGCAGGGAAGUAUCCAGGAGGCCAUUGAGUGCUACGUCAAAGGUCUUGUUGUGAUUGAGCAAGCCUUGGGACUAGGUACAGAGACAACAGACAUUCCCGCCCAGCACAAAGAUACGGCUAGAAAACUUCUUAGCAAAAUGACAAAAUCUAAGCUCCAGAUUGAGAGCCGCCUUGAGAGCCUGCGGCCUGCGGCUGCCUUGGCGGAAACAGGAGCAGGUGCCAUGGACUUGUCAGAGGAGCAGCCCCCUUCUUACGAGGAAGCCACCAGCACUGGUCACACGUCCUUCCUGGAGUUGGGCGAUAGCCUAUACAAUGAAGAGAGCGCAGCAGCCUGCAGUCCACUGGCAGCCAAUGCCACUGAGUUGUACAGCAUCCCUGAGGGCGUUCAGAUAUUCUACAUCACCCCUGAGGGGUUUGUCAGUGCCCCAUCCUACCCUAGUGCUCUGAGGGCCUACAAGUUUGAGCAGGAUGCGGAAGUAGCUAACCCCGUGCAGCGGCCCCCUGCCUUUCUUCAGGUCGGAGACUGGUUUUACCCGCUCGUCCCUGGUGUCUCUCCAGCUCUACAUGCAAGCUAUGGAGCUUACAUCUUUCCAGAUGUUGGUAACCCAUAUGAAGGUUCAUCUGUAGGAGUUAUCCUCCCUGACACUGUGUCCCCGGCUGAUCGCCAACGUUUUGAGGAUCUUAUGGAAUCCCUGACAGCAAUGCACGAGCAGGAAGAACCAAUCAGUGCUGAGGACCUUGGGGAGGCAGGCGAACAGGUUGCCAUAGAGACUGCCGGCGCUGGAACCAAAAAAGAAGAAGAGAGAGUAGCCACAAAGAUUUCACAUGGGAUUACAGUAGCUGCUGAGUGGAUGUCGUGGGGGGUGGGGAAAGGAGCUGAAAAGGCUGGAGAGAUGAUCCGCCGUGGGUCUGCGCAGCUCCGCAGCAGGCUGACAACAGAGGAGAAACCACGGGAAAUCCCCGAGAAAUACCAGAAGGGCGUGGAAAGGGCCAGACAAGCCACACACGUAGCUGUCACAGCCAGUGGAUUUCUGGUAAACAAGCUGGGCCAGGCUACAAUGGCUUUAGGCAGGUAUUUGGCACCUCAUGUGAAGAGACAUGGACAGAGGAUACUUCCCCGCUCCUUCUCUCAGAAGAGUCAAGAUGGACACUCUAAGAUGGACGACUUUGUAGAAGUGGCUGCUAGUGGACUUCAUGGUUUUGGUACAGUCUACAUGGGGUUAGAGGCUGCAGCUAAGGCUCUGGCAAGAAACCUGGCCAAUGAAACUGUCCAAGUUGUGAAUCAUAAGUAUGGUGCAGAUGCUGCAAAGUUUGCAGACCACACUUUGUAUGCCACAGGGAAUCUAGCCAUGACUGGCUACAAUGUGAACCAUCUGGGUGUCAAAGCCAUCGCAAAACGUGCUGCCAAAGAUACAGGCAAAGCAGUGCUAUUAGAUCACAAGCGGAGUAAGGAGGACCCCACCAAAAGUAAGCCAAGUGCAACAUCAGCGGAGAAGCCUCUGGGUCCUGAUAAGGGUAAACCUGGGGGUAAACAUUAGUGGAAGUUUAGGAGGAAAUCUCAGGGCUGAUUCCAUAAAAGUUUGUUGUCUUUUUGCUUUGUGAGACAACAGCAAAUCUUCAUGAUAGAUAAUGUCAAGGUUUGUGCCUUCUUUCUUCAAAAAAAAAGAAGGAGGUUCUAUUCUUUUUGGUGUACAGUUAAAUCUACGGAGCAAUGUUAUAUGUAUUAUAAGUAGAUUGUCUUUAAUAACUUUGCGGUGAUAAAUACCAUGUGAUAUACAGUGUAUGUGCUAUAAGCUUCUUUCUGAUUGGUCACAUUACAUUAUUGAUCACCAUAAUUUGAUGAGUGGUUUGAUUUGCUAACUGAGCCAUGUUAUAGUGCUAGUCUUUGCAGGUAAUACUUCGUCUUUAUGUUAUAUUUGUUUUUAUACUUGUUUCCUCUUUCUGGUAAAACCCUGGAGUCUUCCAACCCAAAUGGUGGUAGUAUAUGUAUACAUAAUUCUAUCUCCAAUAUCAAAUAAUUUAUAUCAGAUGUUGUAUCACAUGGCAUUUAAUUCAGAAAAAAGUGAAAUACUUUCAGGCAUUGCUGGUAUGAACAUGUAGGUGUUUUAUUGCUGAGUUCCACAUGGACUUCAGUGUUACUGAUACUAUAUGUUAUACAGUGUUAAUUUGUUUAAGUAUUACAAAUGGUGUAUGUGGUAAGACUAUUCUAUAAAUUGUGAUUUCUGAACAAUCCUGCUACAUGUACUUAACAGUAGUGAUAAAUGCGUGAUUUUCUUUUUGGGUUUGCUUUUCUCCCUUUGUUAUGUAUUUUUGAUGACACUCUGAAACAAACUAAAAUAAAAAAUAAUUGUUGAUGUCCAGUUGUCCAUGUCCAUGUACGUUUUGAGUGGUACAAAGUACUUCAGAUUACUAUGCCAACAUGACGUUGAAAUAUACAGCUCUUUAAACUGGACUGUUGAAGCCUCUUGUUUAUAGUAGAUUGGGAUUUCCCUGCUCACAUAGUGUGUGAUUUCCUUGCUCACAUUGCCUGCGAUUUUCCUGCUCACAUUGUUUGCGAUUUUCCUGCUCACAUUGUUUGUGAUUUCUCUGCUCAUAUUGUUUAUGAUUUCCCUGCGCACAUUGCUUGCGAUUUCCAUGCUCACAUUGUUUGUGAUUUCCCUGCUCACAUUGCUUGUGAUUUCCAUGCUCACAUUGUUUGUGAUUUCCCUGCUCACAUUGCUUUUGAUUUCCAUGCUCACAUUGCUUUUGAUUUCCGUGCUCACAUUGCUUGUGAUUUCCAUGCUCACAUUGUUUGUGAUUUCCCUGCUCACAUGGCUUGCAAUUUCCCUGCUCACAUGGCUUUCGAUUUCCAUGCUCACAUUGCUUUUGAUUUCCCUGCUCACAUUGCUUUUGUUUUCUGUGCUCACAUUGCUUGUGAUUUCCAUGCUCACAUUGUUUGUGACUGCUCACAUUGCUUGCGAUUUCCCUGCUCACAUUGCUUUCGAUUUCCAUGUUCACAUUGCCUUUGAUUUCCCUGCUCACAUUGCUUUUGAUUUCCAUGCUCACAUUGCUUGUGAUUUCCAUGCUCACAUUGUUUGUGAUUCUCUGCUCACAUUGUUUGUGAUUUCCCUGCUCACAUUGCUUGUGGGGCCUGGGUGACAAUAAGCAAUUGAUGGUGUCUGUGUGGUGAUUUGCCCUAUGUAAUGUUCAUUGAGGAGGUGGUUACCAGGCAUAUGAAUUCAUGUAACUUCAGUAGCUAGGGUACUUUCAUUUAGACUGUUAUAUGUAUUGGGUGGGGCAAAGCUGACAGAACCUGGAAAAAAAGCACCACACGCCUUCCCAGGUACUGGUACCUAACAAAGCUGGCAGAGCAUUGAAAACAGCUCCACACAUCUUCCUAGGUACUGGCACCUAAGAAAGCUAUCAGAACCUGGAAAACAGCACCACACUCCUUCCCAGGUACGGUUACUAAACAAACCUGGCAGAGUGUGGAAAACCACACCACACACCUUCCCAGGUACAGGUACCUGACAAAGCUGGCAGAGCGUGGGAAACAGCGCCACACAGCUUCCUAAGAAAGCUUGCAGAGGGUGGAAACAACACCUCACAUCUUCCCAGGUUCUGGCACCUAACAAAGCUAUCAGAACCUGGAAAACAGCACCACACAUCUUUUCAGGUACAGGUACCUGACAAAGCUGAUAAAGCGUGGAAAACUGCACCACACACCUUUCCAGGUACAGGAAUCUGACAAAGGUGGCAGAGCGUAGAAAAACAGCACCCUACUCCAUCUAGGUACAGGUACCGAACAAAGCUGGCAGAGCCUGAAGCUUGCAGAGCCUGGAAACAACACCACACUCCUUCUAGGUACAGGUACCUAACAAAGCUGACAGAACGUGGAAACAGCACCACACACCUUCCCAGGUACAGGUACCUGACAAAGCUGAUAAAGCCUGGAAAACCGCACCACACACCUUCCCAGGUACAAGAAUCUGACAAAGCUGGCAGAGCGUGGAAAACAGCACCACACAGCUUCCUAGGUACAGGUACCUGACAAAGCUGACAGAGCCUGGAAAACUGCACCACACACCUUCCCAGGUACAGGAAUCUGACAAAGCUAGCAGAGCGUGGAAAACAACACCCUACUCCUAGGUACAGGUACCUAACAAAGCUGGCAGAGCCUGGAAAUCAGCACCCUACUCUUUCUAGGUACAGGUACCUAACAAAGCUGGCAGAGCCUGGAAAUCAGCACCCUAUUCAUUCUAGGUACAGGUACCUAACAAAGCUGGCAGAGCCUGGAAACAGCACCACACUCUUUAUAGGUACAGGUACUGAACAAAGCUGGCAGAGCCUGGAAACAGCACCACACUCCUUCUAGGUACAGGUACCUAACAAAGCUGGCAGAGCCUGGAAACAUCACCACACUCCUUCUAGGUACAGGUACCUAACAAAGCUGGCAGAGCCUGGAAAACAGCACUACACUCCUUCCCAGGUACAGGUGCCUAUAAAGUAUCACGUUAAACCGAAGUAUACAUUAAUGUAAUCUUGAAAGUGAGAUAAGAGUUGUCAGGUCAAGGUUUAAAAAUUAGAACUCCAUAGUCCGUUGAGUACAGGCUAUGUGCAAAGUGUGUAGUAAGGCUUCAAAUUUUCACUUUUCGGGCCGAAUUUUUCAGGGGACAGCAUGUUUGUUUACAAACGACCAUUGCCCGACCGCUACCGAUAAAGGAUUCGGAUCCAUUCGGCAUGUUGCUUCUGUUUGUUUGCACCAUCAACAUGUACUUAGUAUGUGACAUGUUACUUCUGUUUGUUUGCACCAUCUACAUGUACUUAGUAUGUGACAUGUUACUUCUGUUUGUUUGCACCAUCUACAUGUACUUAGUAUGUGACAUGUUACUU